AUCAAAGAAUGUUUCUUGAAUGUGUUUGCGCUGCUAUUAGCGGUACCGCGGGGAACUUAGCAACAGAAUACGCAUCACCUUAUCUCCGUUACUUUUUCCGUUUUGGCGAAAUUGUUGAAGAUUUCAAGAACCGGCGAAAUGAACUUGAAUCAAAAAGAGAUGAGUUGAAAGAUGCUGUCGAUGAGGCUUUAAGGCAAACUGAGGUAAUUAAGAAGGGCGUUGAGGAGUGGCUAACAAAGGCAGAUAAAGAAUUGGGAGAAGCUCAGAGUUUGGAAGAAGAAAUAGAGCGUAACAAGUGUUUCAAUUGGUGUCCUAGUUGGGGUUGGCGAUAUUGCUUAAGUAAGAAAGUCGCGAAGAAGAAUCUUUGUAUCUCUAAACUUUUAGAGACCUGUAACUUUCCACUAGUCGGCCAGCGCCCUCCUCUUCAAGGAAUAGAGUUCCUACUACCCAAGGAUUUCAUGCGUUCCGAAUCUUCAACGUUAGCUUUCAAUGGGAUCAUGAAGGCUUUAAAAGGUGAUGGUGUGAACGUGAUUGGAUUGCACGGAAUGCCAGGAGUGGGUAAAACAACUUUGGCGGAAGUAGUGGGGAAGCAAGCUACGGAAGAAAAGCUCUUUGAUAAAGUUGUGAUUGUUAGGGGGGUGUCUCAAAAUCCAGACAUCAACAAAAUUCAACAUAGAAUUUCUGAAAUCUUGGGUUUAAAAUUUAAUGCAAGUACAGAAGAAGGAAAAGCAGAAGAGUUAUUCAAGAGAUUAAAAGGCGAGAAGAAGAUUCUCAUUAUUCUCGAUGAUGUUUGGGAACAGUUUGAAUUGCGAAAUAUAGGAAUUCCAUCUGGUGACAAACACCCUGGUUGCAAAAUUCUUCUAACUACACGUCUUCGACAAGUCUGUAGUCAAAUGAAUUGUCAAGAAGAAUUUAAACUGAACAUUCUGUCUGAAGAUGAGGCAUGGGCUUUAUUCAAAGAUAAUGCUGGUCUAAAAGAUGCCUCUCCCACCUUGAAUGAUGUAGCCAAGGAGGUUGCUCGUGAAGCUAAGGGUUUGCCUCUUGCAAUUGUAACUAUGGCGAAAGCUCUAAAACGUGAAAGUCUAAAUGGGUGGAUAGCAGCAAAUCAACGACUUAAGGAGUCAAGACAUUUGGAUAAUCAAGAUGUUUGUGGAGGUAUCUAUAGCUGCCUUAAGCUUAGUUAUGAUUAUUUGAAGGAAGAAAAUAUUCAGUCAUGUUUCUUGUUGUGUUCUCUUUUUCCAGAAGAUUAUGAUAUUAAUGUUGAGUUGUUGACUGAAUUCGGAAUUGGUCAGGGACUGUUUUGUCAUAUUAACUUAAUUGAAGAAAUAAGGAGGGAAAUUCAUCUAGCACUAUCAAAGCUCCAAAAGUUUGGUUUGUUAUUGGAAACUGACGAUGAAUUCUAUGUAAAAAUGCAUGAUGUGGUUCGUGAUUUUGCUCAUUGGAUAACAUCAAGAGGGGAAAAUAUGUUCAUGGUAAAAAAUGAGCUGACGGAAUGGCCUAAGAGUGAAAUUUUUGGUUGUUACACAACAAUCUCCUUAUGGAAUAUUAAGAUAGUUAAUUUUCCCGAUAAAUUAGAAUUUUCAAAACUCAAGACUUUGUUUUUAACGGGAGAAGAUUACCUAAGAGUUCCGAGUAAAUUUUUUGAAGGAAUGAAAACCCUCCGAGUUUUAUUUCUUCAACGUGUUGUAUUCUCAAUGGAAGCACUUCAAUUCCUAACAAAUCUGCGAACUCUGUGCAUUAUGAGGUGUGACGUUGAGAACAUUUCAUCGUUGAGAAAUCUAGAAAAUCUUGAGUCUUUGUCUUUGAUUAGAACUUAUAUUGAUGAAUUACCUGAAGAAUUAGUGGAGUUGCGCAGACUAAAGUCACUAUAUAUUUUUUGGGUUGGAGAUGAAGACAGACAUGUCCCCCCUAACUUGAUAUCAAGGUUAACGUCACUCCAAGAGCUACACAUGUUAAGUUUUACCAUUGCCAACUUAUCGGAGUUGAAUUCGUUGUCUCGUUUGACUGCAUUAACAUUGACAGUUUCUACUGAUCAAUGUUUUCAAGAAAACUUUGUGUUUCCUAAACUACAAAGCUACAAUAUAGGUGUAAAUGGAUACAUUGAAAUUCCGAGAAAGCUUAUCUCGAGAAUAUUGAGAAUUAGAGAUUCCUCCUCAUUAAAUGCAUUUAAGGAGCUGUUUCGCAAUGUGGAAAGGCUGAGUCUGGAGAAUAUCAUGGAACACAAAACUGUUGUUCCAAAUGUAGAUCAGUGGGGACUAAAUGAAUUAACUUCUCUUCAGCUUACAUCUUGCGAUGAUUUGGAAUGCUUGAUCGAUACAACACGAGAACAGAGUCCAGCCACUGCAUUCUCUAAUUUGGUGAACUUAGACAUUGGUAAAAUGACUUCUUUGAAAGAGUUAUGCCAUGGUCAAUUACCGAAUAGCUUCUUACAACACUUAGAAACAUUGAUCAUUUGCGAUUGUGGACAGUUGCAAUCAGUGUUUCAAAUGAAUGGUUGUAUGUGGUCGAUCUCAAAUUUAAGAAGCUUGGAGCUGCAGUCAUUACCAGCAUUAGAGAGUAUAUGGAAAGAGCCAACUCAUCUUGUAAGCCUACAAAAUCUGAAGGAUGUAAAAGUUGAUGGUUGUGAUAAACUAAAAUCAAUCUUCUCACCUUGCCUUGCUCAAAGUUUGUUGCAUCUUGAACAACUCAAGAUAUCUGCAUGCAAGAAAUUAGAGCAAGUCUUUGCUUUUGCCCAAGAUAUGGCUGAGUUGGAGGAUCGCUCUCUUCUGUGCUGGCCAAAAUUAAAAUCUCUUGUGAUAGCUAGUUGCGAAAGCUUGAGAUAUGUGUUUCCCAUCACUUUGGCUCAAGGACUUCCGCACUUGGAAUCAGUUCAGAUAAUUGAUUGCCCUCAACUAAUGCAUGUCUUCAACAUGGCAAAAGAAGAGUAUGGGCACGAUAUUCUGCUCCCUCGCUUACAGUCUUUAAGACUUGAAUACUUACUAAACUUCAGGAACUUUUGUCCCAGAAACUAUUUUGUCAUGUUGCCAUCUUUGAAGGGAUUCCAAGCUUGCAGUAUUGGUCUCCCACGCGGAUCAAUGACUCGUUUCCAUAUUCACGAAGGACUUUGGUCGCGGUCUCUAUUGAUGGUAGUUCUGUUAUAUUUUCGUUUGUUUCAAUUUUACUUUUGAUAAUUAUUAAUUGAUUAUUUAUCUGAUCAUAGAAAAACAUCUUUC
Theobroma cacao (cacao) is the source of this 3212-nucleotide messenger RNA. The record is from RefSeq and is a predicted model, not a curated record. NCBI's taxonomy places the organism in Eukaryota, Viridiplantae, Streptophyta, Magnoliopsida, Malvales, Malvaceae.